CUGCUAGAUUCAUCCCUGAUGGCAUCAGGCACUGCCAGCCGCUCAGAGGAUGAGGAGUCACUGGCAGGGCAGAAGUGGGCCUCCUCACAGGCUUUGGGCACCAUCCCUAAAUGGAGAAGCUCUUCCAGGUUCAUCAAGAGAAAGAAGUUUGACGAUGAGCUGGUGGAGAGCAGCCUGGUUAAGUCCUCUACCCGGGCGAAGGGGGCCAGUGGGGUGGAACCAGGGCACUGUUUGGGGAGUGAACCCUCCUCCAGUGAGAAGAAGAAGGUGUCCAAGGCCCCCAGAACCCCUGUGCCACCCAGCCCAGCCCCAGCCCCUGGACUCACCAAGCGUGUGAAGAAGAGCAAACAGCCACUCCAGGUGACCAAGGAUCUGCGUCACUGGAAGCCUGCGGACGACCUCCUGCUCAUCAAUGCCGUGUUGCAGACCAAUGACCUGACAUCUGUCCACCUGGGCGUGAAGUUCAGCUGCCCCUUCACCCUGCGGGAAGUCCAGGAGUGCUGGUACGCCCUGCUCUACGAUCCUGUCAUCUCCAAGCUGGCCUGCCAUUCCAUGAGACAGCUGCACCCAGAGGCCAUUGCCACCAUUCAGAGCAAGGCCCUGUUUAGCAAGGCUGAAGAGCAGCUGCUGAGCCAAGUGGGAUCGACCAGCCAGCCCACCUUGGAGACCUUCCAGGACCUGCUGCACAGACACCCCGAUGCCUUCUACCUGGCCCGUACUGCCAAGGCUCUGCAGGCCCACUGGCAGCUCAUGAAGCAGUAUCACCUGUUGGAGGACCAGACAGUGCAGCCGCUGCCCAAGGGGGACCAAGUGCUGAACUUCUCCGAUGCAGAGGACUUGAUUGAUGACAGUAAGCUCAAGGACAUGCGAGAUGAAGUCCUAGAACAUGAGCCGACAGUGGCUGACCGGUGCCAGAAACGAGAGAUUCGGCAGCUGGAACAGGAACUGCGUAAGUGGCAGGUGCUAGUAGAUAGCAUCACAGGCAUGAGCUCUCCGGACUUUGACAACCAGACCCUGGCAGUGCUGCGGGGCCGCAUGUUGCGGUACCUGAUGUGCUCGAGAGAGAUCACCCUAGGCAGAGCAACCAAGGAUAACCAGAUUGACGUGGACCUGUCUCUGGAGGGUCCAGCCUGGAGGAUCUUCCAGAAGCAAGGUGUCAUCAAGCUGAAGAACAACGGAAAUUUCUUCAUUGUCAGUGAGGGCCGGCGGCCCAUCUACAUUGAUGGACAGCCUGUGCUGUGUGGCUCCAAAUGGCGCCUUAGCAACAACUCUGUGGUGGAGAUUGCCAGCCUGCGAUUCAUCUUCCUCAUCAACCAGGACCUCAUUGCCCUUAUUUGGGCUGAGGCUGCCAAGAUCAUGCCACAGUGA
Molecule: messenger RNA, 1368 nt
Organism: Eubalaena glacialis (North Atlantic right whale)
Lineage: Eukaryota; Metazoa; Chordata; Mammalia; Artiodactyla; Balaenidae
Product: microspherule protein 1-like
Exons: 1
Coding region: 19-1368 (449 amino acids)
Biological process (GO): positive regulation of transcription by RNA polymerase II
Cellular component (GO): NSL complex; MLL1 complex; Ino80 complex
Molecular function (GO): protein binding; G-quadruplex RNA binding
Source: RefSeq, a predicted model, not a curated record